CUUCAGAGCUUCCCAACAUCAAAAAAAACAAAGAGCAACAACAUAAUCAAAUUCUCCUUUACAGUUUACUUUCCUCUUAAUGCUAAUGAUUCCUCUGCUCUCUUCUCAAUUCUCACUCCUAAAUGAAAAAGAAACCACAAACUUUCACUGAAACAAACAGAAUCUUUUCAUUAUUUAUUCAGUCUUGUUUUUAGAAUUUUUGCCUUUAAUUCACUUCACCUGCCCACUUAAAGUACACCCAGUUGACAUGCUUCACCACCACCUUAAAAUUCCUUUUCAAGAUUCUUUCUAAAUUCACAUCACAAAAAACAAACACAAAUUCUUUUGUUUGUACGAUGUUUCUCCCAGCUGGGCAUACCGGAGUUUCGGAUACAAGCUAUACAAAUCCUUCCUGGAAGUUCCUCCUUUGGUUUUAUAUUUUUACAGUUUUUUUCUGUUUUGGAUCAUGACCAAUCUUUCCAAUUUCCAAACUUUUCAAUAGGCUCUGCUAGAUUGCAACAUGGCUGAUGAUGAUGAUGCUUCUUUGGGGCCUGAUUCGACAUCCGGCUCCGCCAUGGAUUUGGAUUUCAUGGAUCAACUCUUGUAUGAUGGCUGCUGGUUAGAAACCACUGAUGAUGGGUUCAGCUUCUCACAGCCAGUGCCCUCAACUUCACAAUGUUUUCCUUUCACUGAGCCCGGCAGUAAUCUUGCAAUUACUCAGCAAAUCCACCAAAAAUCAAUAACAAAUGAUGAUCACAAAGCCAAGAAACUCGCGGAAACGGAAUCCGAAAGCCACCAUAGUUCUGCUGUCAAGACUACCAAAUCCUUGGUGCUGCAGUAUCAAGGUUUUCCAGUUGAAAGCAAUGAAUUAAGCAGAAGCUUUUGGAUUGGGCCAAAGGCGGAUCCAGGGCCGUCGUCUUCAGUGAAACAGAGAUUGAUGGAUGCUAUUGGACAGUUGAAACAGUACGCGAAAGAUACCGAAGUCCUUGUUCAGAUAUGGCUGCCUACGAAGAAAGAAGGCAAGAGUGUCCUAACAACUAUUGGCCAGCCAUGUUUUCUUGGUUUAAAGAGUGAGAGUCUUGAAAGUUACAGAUAUGUUUCACAAACAUAUCAUUUCUCUGUGGAAGGGGAUUCAAAAGAUUUUCUUGGAUUGCCUGGUCGAGUUUUCUUGGGAAAAUUGCCCGAGUCAACUCCAGAUGUUCGCUUCUUUAAAACUGCGGAGUACCCGCGUAAAAAUUAUGCAAAGCAGUUUAACAUCAGUGGAUCUCUUGCAGUCCCUGUCUUUGAAAUGGGUACUGGGACUUGCUUGGGGGUUGUAGAGGUUGUGAGAACUUCUCGAAAUAUCAAUUAUCGUCCAGAGCUAGAAUCUAUCUGCAAAGCUCUAGAGGCCUUUGACUUAAGGAGUUCGCAUGACUUUUGUCCUCCAAGUAUAAAGGCUUGUAAAGAGUUUUGCCAAGCUGCAGUUCCAGAGAUAUCUGAAGUUUUGGAAUCUGUCUGCAAAAAAUACAAGUUACCUUUAGCUCUGACAUGGGCUAGAUGUUUCCAGCAAGGAAAAGGUGGAUGUCGACAUUUUGAUGAGAAGUUUGCUAGAUGUAUUUCCACGGUGGAUUCGGCUUGCUUUGCCGCUGAUGAAGAACUUAUUUCAUUCCAUGUUGCGUGCUCUGAGCAAUACCUUUUUCUGGGUCAAGGAAUUGUUGGGAAAGCAUUCAUAACAAACAAUCAGUGUUUUGCAUCUGAUAUUACUGCAUUUACUAAGACAGAUUAUCCUCUCUCUCACCAUGCUAAGAUACUCGAUUUACAUGCUGCUGUUGCAAUUCCUUUGCGAAGCACCGAUGAUGGUUCGGCUGAAUUUGUCUUGGAGUUAUUCUUGCCAAAAGAUUGCCAAGACCCAGGAGAACAAAAGAAAAUGUGCGAAUCAUUACUUUUUGCCAUACAACAAGCUUGUUAUAACUUACACGUUGUCAUGGACAAGGAGAUUGAGGAACACAGCAGUCGGCAUCCAUCUGCAGCUUCAAUAGAAAGGCAUAGUGAGGUAGUAACUCGUAAAUCUGCAUCCUCUUCCUUGACAGAACCCUCUUCAGAGGGAUCAUCCUGGAUUGCCCAGAUGAUGGAGGCUCAACAGAAAGGUAAAAAUGUCUGUGUCUCAUGGGACAAUCCAAAAGGGCCUAAAGAAGAGUUCAAGGUGGCAACUCAUUGGGAUGACACCCUAGAGAAGUUGUAUCAAAAACAGGUUCUUACUGAGUGUGGACAACUUCAGCAACAUUCUGGACUCAAAAAUAGUAUCGACGGGGGUACCGAUCCUUCUUUUACUAGGCAGCAGUCAUCAGGCCACAGAAAACCAGGUGAAAAGAGACGCACAAAGACAGAAAAGACGAUCGGCUUGGAAGUUCUCCGACAGUACUUUGCUGGGAGCCUUAAAGACGCUGCUAAGAGCAUUGGGGUGUGCCCUACCACUCUGAAAAGGAUAUGCAGACAGCAUGGUAUCACUCGAUGGCCAUCUCGAAAGCUUAAGAAGGUUGGUCAUUCAUUAAAGAAACUCCAACUUGUGAUCGAUUCAGUCCAAGGCGCUGAAGGUUCCAUUCAGAUCGGUUCCUUCUAUGCAACUUUUCCAGAAUUGACCUCCCCCAACUUUAGUGGCAAUAAUCCCUCCCCCAACUAUAGUGGCAAUAAUCCCUCCCCCAACUAUAGUGGCAAUAAUCCCUCCCCAAACUUUAGUGGCAAUAAUCCUCUUACAUCAUUAAAGACGAUGACGAAUGAUGACUCAAAGCAACCCGACCCUCAACCUGAGAAUGGCUUCAUCAAUGCUGGAGCAGCGGCUUCAAAAUCCCCAUCCUCAUCUUGUAGUCAGAGCUCUGGAUCAAGUUUCUGUUGUCCCAUUGAAGCAAAGCAGAUAAGCACCAACAAUUCUCCGAAUGCUGGGGAUCCUUUAACAGUUGAAGAUCUGGGUGCUGUGCUCAAAAGAACACGUAGUGAUGCAGGUUUACACGCCUUGAAUCGCGAGGAGUCCAAACCACUUGCAAGAUCCCAAAGCCAUAAAUUAUUAGCUGAUCAUCCAGAAGGAAGUGGUCGGAGUUUACGAGAUAGUGGUGCCUGUAGAGUUAAAGCCAAUUUCAGAGAAGACAAAGUUCGGUUCAGCUUGCAACAAAACUGCGAUUUCAAGGACUUGCAGCAGGAGCUUGCAAAGAGAUUUGGAAUACAAGACGUCAGCCGAGUUGAUCUCAAGUAUUUGGAUGAUGACCAGGAGUGGGUUCUUUUGACAUGCGACGCAGACCUCGACGAGUGUAGAGAUAUUUUCAGAAUGUCUCAGAGCCGGACAAUCAAAAUAUCCGUUCAUCAAGCUUCUUCACAACCGGUUCAGCAGUCUGGCGGAGGCUGAGAGGGAGCAUCAUAAAUCUGGAAGAGUGUGAUAUGGAAAAAGAAUCUGGUAUGAAUCUUUUGUUUCCAUUGUUGAGUUGACAAAUAGCUAUUGAAUCUUGUUUUGGUAGUUCAGUGGCAAUGUAGUUUUCAUAGGGAAAUAAGUAUGUAAGAUUAUGAAAAUGAUUGGUUCAGAAAAGGCCAAUGGCUGUGUAAUUAAAGCUGGAGCAUUGGGACUUUCCUACUAAUGAAGGUGGAUGUGUCAAGAGGCUUGAUGCUUCACUUUUUUAGGAUGUAAGAUUGUGUGCAUAUUAUUGCUUCAUGGGGGACCAUUUUCAAUGAUUUA
Molecule: messenger RNA, 3679 nt
Organism: Mercurialis annua (annual mercury)
Lineage: Eukaryota; Viridiplantae; Streptophyta; Magnoliopsida; Malpighiales; Euphorbiaceae
Product: protein NLP2-like
Exons: 5
Coding region: 500-3355 (951 amino acids)
Molecular function (GO): protein binding; DNA-binding transcription factor activity
Source: RefSeq, a predicted model, not a curated record